AUGACCUCUAGUCUCGGGAAAGUGCUGUUGUCUCUUCCAGCUUUGGCUGUGUCGGCUCUAGCAGGGUCUACCUCAAAAUGUGAAGUUGGCACCAUCUCAAUCGCAAACGCUACAGUGGACUCGGUCAGCCACCAUCCUCGCGGCGACGUGAUUCCUCUACCAAAUACCGUAGCAUCAUGCGGUGGACCAUCUUUCAAAGUUAACAUCACCAGCGAUCUCUGUCGAGUCGUCGUCAAUGUCUCGACAAGCGACUCCAGCUCAACACGUAUCGAGGCUUGGCUACCUGACGACUGGAACAGCCGUCUUCUUGCAACUGGAACCGGCGGUAUCGGAGGAUGCAUCGACUACCGUUUUGUCCAAAAUGGCGCUCAUCUAGGCUUUGCCAGCUUUGGCACCAACACGGGUCACGACGGCGAGCAGGGCUUCGAGUUCUUCCUCAACCAGCCUGAGACGAUCAACGACUUCGGACACCGCGGUAUCCACGUCGAGGCGCAAGUUGCGAAGCAAAUCGUCGAGCAGUAUUACGGGAAAAAAGCUUCCAAGAGCUACUACCAAGGCUGUAGUACAGGUGGACGGCAAGGCCUGCAGAAUGCUCAGCUGUACCCGGAAGAUUUUGACGGCAUCCUUGCUGGAGCUCCUGGAAUUGACUGGCUUCAUAUCGUGGCCUCCAAGGGUAUUCUUGCUCGAAGAAUCGGAUGGCCUAACCUCGACUCUGAUGCCUACGUUCGACCGGAGCAGUGGAAAGCUAUUGUCGCUAAGCAGAUUGAGAUGUUUGAUCCUCUUGAUGGUGUCAAGGACGGCAUCAUUGACAACCCCGCCGCUCACUCUUUUGACCCUACGACCAUGGCUUGCGGCACAAACGUGCUCAAUAGCUCUUUGUGCUUAAAGCCGCAACAGGUUGCCUCCGUCCGGGCAGCGUACGAGCCUCUUGCCAACUCUGAGGGUCGCAUUGUCUACCCUGGCUUUAAUCUGGGUGCUGACACCAGCGUCUUCUCUGCUAACCAGGUCAACGGAACGGCCCAGCUGUCUUACACAGUUCUCCAGGACUUCUGGCGCGGUGCCGUCUACAACGACUCGACCUGGACACCCCACAACUUCACCGUCAAAGACAUGGACUUCGCCAUCAAUAUAAACCCCGGAGGCGUCAACGCCGACGAAGGCAAACUUGAUAAGUUCUAUGCAAAGGGUGGAAAGAUCAUCUCUUACCAUGGCCAAGCCGAUCAGACCAUCACCCCCAAGCUGAUUGCUGAGUACUACGCCAAGGUUCAGAGUAACCUCAACGCCACACUCGAAGAGAUGCACUCUUUCUACCGACAGUUCUUUAUUCCUGGAAUGUAUCAUUGCUCCGGGGGUCCGGGUGCUUUCGAUGUUGGACAGGUGUACCCCAUGGAUGAGGACAGACUGAAUGCCAAAGAAAAUGUCCUACUUGCUUUGACCAAGUGGGUCGAGGAGGAUCAAGAGCCUGCCAUCCUUGUUGGAGCCAAGUAUGAUACUGCUGGAAAGACUUCUGCUUACAGAAAGUACUGCCCUUACCCGUUCCAGAGUAAGUGGGAUGGAUCUGGAAACACGACUAAGACAGACAGCUGGGAAUGUGUUGUUUCAGGCGCUUAA
Molecule: messenger RNA, 1611 nt
Organism: Fusarium coffeatum
Lineage: Eukaryota; Fungi; Ascomycota; Sordariomycetes; Hypocreales; Nectriaceae
Exons: 3
Coding region: 1-1611 (536 amino acids)
Source: RefSeq, a predicted model, not a curated record